Molecule: messenger RNA, 855 nt
Organism: Arabidopsis thaliana (thale cress)
Lineage: Eukaryota; Viridiplantae; Streptophyta; Magnoliopsida; Brassicales; Brassicaceae
Product: Ta11-like non-LTR retrotransposon
Exons: 2
Coding region: 1-855 (284 amino acids)
Source: RefSeq, marked reviewed
AUGGCGGAUAAGCUGUGGGAUGAGAUACAAAACCUUGAGUUAGGUCCGGAGGAUCCGACUCUGUUUAUUCCACAUGAAGCUUAUGUUAUGGUGGCUGAAACCAACAGGCUGAGUAUAAUAGCAAGACCUCUCAAUCCACGGGUACAAAAUCUCUACUCUGUUAUUGCUGCUUUACCAAGAUCUUGGGGUUUAACAACUCAUGUUCAUGGAAGAGUUUUAGAUGCUACGUAUGUGCAAUUCCUGUUUCACACAGAAAUGGACUUGGUCUCAGUACAAAGGAGGGAACCAUGGCUUUUUAACAACAGGUUUGUUGCAUCUCAAAGAUGGGAGCCUGCUCCUGCUUUAAACUUUGUCACUACCAUUGAUCUUUUGGUUCAGAUGCGUGGUAUUCCCCUUCCUUAUGUGUAUGAAGAAACAGCUUUAGAGAUUGCUCAAGAGAUUGGAGAGAUUAUCUCUUUAGACUUUCAUGAUGCUACUUCAACUCAGAUUGCUUAUAUUAGAGUCCGGGUUCAGAUUGGUAUCACCGAGCGUCUAAGGGUCCCAGCUCCUCCAUUGAAUCCAGAAGAAUUAGCAGGUGCUAGUCCUUAUUUUCCAAGUUCAAGAAAUGCAGCUUUCCAACCUUACAUGGUUCCUUCUACUCAAGGAGGUGUAGGUCGUCAUCAUGUCUUCCCAGACUCUAACAUUAAUCCUUCCUCUGGAGCUGCGAUUACUUCAGGAGUUCGACGUGUUUAUGAGGUAGGAGAAUCAUUUCGUCCUUGUCCAGAUGGAGAAUCUCGCAAUAACAGGAACAUUGGGGAGUCUUCUAAACGAAAAAACUUAGUGAUUCUACAAAGUGACAAUGAGAAGGCAAACUAA